Molecule: messenger RNA, 1899 nt
Organism: Vigna unguiculata (cowpea)
Lineage: Eukaryota; Viridiplantae; Streptophyta; Magnoliopsida; Fabales; Fabaceae
Product: disease resistance protein Roq1-like
Biological process (GO): signal transduction; defense response
Molecular function (GO): protein binding; ADP binding
Source: RefSeq, a predicted model, not a curated record
UGAUGGAUGUUGCAGAGGCCUUAAAUUUGGAAGGGAUAAAUCUUCACGGAUGCAUACAACUUCGAAAUAUCAAUCCAUCAAUUGGUCUUUUGAGAAAGCUUGUUUUUCUAUUUUUGGUGGACUGCAAAAGCCUAGUAAGCUUACCCAAUACUAUAUUGGGCUUGAGUUCUCUCAAAUAUCUGAAUGUCUCUGGCUGUACAAAACUUUAUAAAAAUGUGUUGCUAGAUGAAGCAAGGAACAGAGAGCAUUUGAAGAAGCUUCGUUUACUUGAAUCUCCUAUUCAAUUCCAGUCAACAUUGUCUCUCCUAAAAAAUAUGUUUCUGUGGCCUUUAGAUUUGUUGUAUCCGAAAGCACAGAGAGACUCGAUCAGCUGUUUGUUGCCCUCCUCUCCCACUCUCCCUUGUUUGCGUCUCCUUAAUCUAAGUUUCUGUAACUUAGUUCAAAUCCCUGACGCCAUUGCAGAGUUACGGUGCUUAGAAAAGUUAAAUUUAAAGGGAAACAAUUUUGUUACGUUGCCUAACCUCAAAGACCUUUCCAGACUGUAUUAUUUAGACUUACAGCAUUGCAAGCAAUUCAAAUACUUGCCUGACCUCCCUUCACGAACUCACUUACCCUCAAAAUUUUACAUGCGGCCAUUCCUACGUUUAAAAGUUCGGUCGGAUUCACUAUUUGGUUGGCUGAACGACCAUCAUUAUGAGGCAGGAUUAAUCAUUUUCAACUGCCCAGAAUUAGUUGAGAGGGAACGGUGCAUUAGCAUGAGUGUUUCAUGGAUGAUGCAAAUUUUUCAGGCGACCCAGCAAUGCAAAUGUCUUGAUGCAUCCAUUCUAUUAGCUACAAAUAUUCAAAGUAUUAUUCCUGAAAGUGAAAUACCGAGGUGGUUCAACAAUCAGUUUGUGAGCAUGGACAAUUCAAUAAUCAUUGAUCCAUCUCCCGUUACGCAUGACAAUAAUUGGAUUGGUGUUGUGUGCUGUGCAAUAUUUCGUCUAGGCAAUGAGUAUGAUGUGCGUUUUCCAAACCCAACAUAUCUUCAAUUUCCACGCAUUCCAAAAUUUCCCGUGGAUUUGAGAAAAGAUCCAGUCAUUGACCAGUCAGAUCACAUGAAGCUAUUUUAUUUCCGUCGGCAAGAUUUCACUCGACCAUGUUGGGUCGGAUCUGAUACUCGUAAAUUUAUUAGUUUGAAAUUGAGGAUGGAGGACAUACAAAUAUUUCAUCACGACAGACUUGGUUACCAGAAAUUUGUUACGGUGGAUGUGAAAAAAUAUGGGUAUCGAUGGGUAUAUGAGGAAGAUCAACAACCAAACUUUACAUUGAUGUAUGGCAAAAAUUUGACUGAUCUGAAGCGCAAGUUUUCAGUAAUUGAAGAAAACAGGUAGCUACCGUAUUUAAGCCUUUAUUCGACGUGGAAGCAUGAUUUGCUACCAUCAAACCACACAGAGAUGAACAGUAGAAGCACCGCAUUCAAAUUCCCCUUGACUUCUCUCAUAGGCACUCUACUUCUCUCUUCUCAAGAUAUAGUAUUGUUAUUGUAAAAUCCACUUCUUAUUGUCCAAUUCAUUCCUCCGUAUUAUAAUUUCUUUUAGUUUGUCUUCACAUGAACUUCAGGUACUUAAUGUUCUGACAGAUUUUAAUUGUGACUCACGGAGGUACUUUAAUAUUACUGUCUCACAUGAACUCCCAUAUGCAAGUUAACAUUAAAUAAACAGCUUCAAACACUGAUAAUGUCAUAUUUAAAUCAGAGGAAACAAUCGAGGAUGAAAAAAGACUUUGUUUUUCUAUGAAGUCGUUAUUUGUUUGCUUCUUUCGUGUUUUAUGAAUGCAUUUCACAUUUUGAUCCAGAAAGCUAUUCUCCUGAAGUAGCAUGCCACGAAGCUACUAACUUCAUUGUUUGAUUCGUACAGG